Messenger RNA from Miscanthus lutarioriparius, 537 nucleotides. NCBI's taxonomy places the organism in Eukaryota, Viridiplantae, Streptophyta, Magnoliopsida, Poales, Poaceae. The record is from the annotation of a GenBank genome assembly.
AUGGGACAAUGGUGCUUUAAGAAACGCGCAGCUCUGGUGAUUGUGGUCAUCAGCUCGCUGCUGCUGCUCCUAAUAACUGCUCAAGCUGCUGCUUCCGGACACCAUCCAUCAUCUUGGUCCACGCUGCACCAGGCGCGCAAGCUGCUCAACACCAGUACGCCGCCGUCGUCGUCGCCGCCGCCGUCGCCGCCCGGCGUGGGUGACGUCUCGACGGCUCGAAUGGGGCCGGGCGGGUGUUCAGGGGAGGACGUGGUGGUGUACCAGAGCAGCGCCAACCCUCUGCCCAGCGGCAUCCCGGCCUACACCGUGCAGAUCAUCAACGUCUGCAGCGGAGGGUGCACCGUGUACGACGUGCACGUGUCCUGCGGCGACUUCGCUUCCACGGAGCUCGUCGACCCGGCCAAGUUCCAGCGUGUCAGCUUCAACGACUGCGUCGUCAAGGGCGGUGGCACGCUGGAGCCCAGCGAGACCGUCUCCUUCCAGUACUCCAACUCCUUCUCCUACCAGCUCAGUGUCGCCUCCGUCGCCUGCCAUUAG